This is a messenger RNA of Chilo suppressalis (striped riceborer), 4247 nucleotides long. The record is from the annotation of a GenBank genome assembly. NCBI's taxonomy places the organism in Eukaryota, Metazoa, Arthropoda, Insecta, Lepidoptera, Crambidae.
AAAGAAAAAGAAGAAGAUUUUUGAAUUUGUCAAAAUCAAAACAAUCUUUUGAGUCGUGCGUGAUUUUAUAAAUUGUGUUGUCGCCGCUAUUAGUGUAGGAAUUUUGUAAUUGUGCUCUAUCAGGGAAAAUGGAGGUUACAGACGACAAUUUAGUAACUCUCGCUAACUAUCUACAACAAACUUUGAAUCCUGAUCCGAACGUUCGAAGACCCGCUGAAAAGUUUUUAGAAGGAGUCGAGGUUAACCAGAAUUAUCCAGUCUUAUUGCUUCACCUCAUUGACAAGGAUGGUGUUGAUAUGACCAUUAGGGUUGCGGCUGCUAUAGCAUUUAAGAACUACAUAAAAAGGAACUGGGCUGUUGAUGAAGAUGGAUCAGACAGGAUACAUAUAUCAGAUCGAAACACCAUUAAAGUUCUUAUAGUGUCCCUAAUGUUGAAGUCACCUGAAUCAAUACAGCGACAAUUCAGUGAUGCUAUGUCCAUCAUUGGCAAACAUGACUUUCCAGAAAAAUGGCCCAACCUAAUUCCAGAAAUGGUGGAAAAAUUUGCUACUGGCGAUUUUCACGUCAUCAAUGGAAUUUUAAGAACAGCACAUUCACUAUUCAAGCGGUACAGAUACGAAUUCAAGUCACAAAAACUUUGGGAGGAAAUUAAACAUGUCUUGGAAAAUUUUGCCAAACCUCUGACGGACUUGUUUGUAGCCACAAUUGAUCUAACAAACAAACACGCGGACAACCCUCAAGCUCUCCACGUCAUAUACGGAUCAUUGGUUCUCAUCUGCAAAGUCUUCUACUCGCUGAACUAUCAGGACCUGCCCGAGUUCUUCGAGGACAAUAUGCCCAUAUGGAUGCCUAAUCUUCUAAACUUGCUGCAAGUCAAGGUGGCGUGCUUGGAAAAUGAUGGCGAUGAAGAUAAGCCAGGUGUUUUGGAACAGUUACGCACUGAAGUAUGCGAGUGCGCUGCGUUAUACGCGCUCAAGUACGAAGAGGAGUUCGUUCCGUACGCACCUGGUUUCGUAACGGCUGUGUGGACUGUGCUACUCUCCACCAAUUCCCAGUCUAAAUAUGACGCGCUAGUGUCUAACGCGCUCACGUUUUUGGCGAAGAUAGCUGAAAAGAACAGUUACAAAAGCUUAUUCGAGGACCCGGCUACACUCAGCAGCAUUUGUGAGAAAGUCGUCAUACCAAACAUGGAGUUCAGAGAAUCGGAUAUGGAGUUGUUCGAAGACAACCCCGAAGAGUACGUCCGCAGAGACAUUGAGGGCUCGGACGUGGACACGAGGAGACGCGCCGCCUGCGACCUGGUGCGGUCCCUGGCGCAGCAGUACGAACACAAGAUCAUGCACAUCUUCGGACAAUACGUGCAGCUGAUGCUGCAGAAGUACACCGAAGGCGGGGCGAACGCGUGGCGUGGUAAAGACGCGGCGAUGUACCUGGUGACGUCACUCGCGUCCCGCGGCUCCACUCAGGCGGCGGGCGUCACUCGCGCCUCGCCUCUUGUAGACCUCGCGCAGUUCGCGGCCAAUCACGCGAUACCAGAGCUGCAGCGGCCGGACGUAAACGAGUUGCCGGUUCUAAAGGCGGACGCCAUCAAAUACCUGAUGACCUUCCGGUCGCUACUACCCAAAGAUCUGCUUAUAAACGCCUUGCCCCUAUUGAUUCAACACGUGCCGGCCCGCGGUGUGGUCUGCACGUAUGCCGCGUGUGCCAUAGAGAAGUUGAUGGUGGGUGGUAUAGUGCCCUCUGCGGCGUUACAACCUCACGCUGCUACGCUAUUAUCGUCCUUAUUGGCAACGCUGGACGCGAACGACCCCGCGAAGCACAACGAGUAUGUCAUGAAAGCCAUCCUGCGCACACUGUCCUGUUUGCAAGAGACUGCUUUGCCCUAUUUAGGUGAAGCCCUACCGAAGCUAGCCCAUAUGCUUUCUGUAGUAGCCAAGAACCCAAGCAAGCCCCACUUCAACCACUAUUUGUUUGAAACACUUUCCUUGGCCGUGUCAUUGGUGACUAAAUCCAAUCCGAAUGCGAUUUCCGCUUUCGAAGAUGCCCUGUUUCCGAUAUUCCAAGAGAUUCUACAGAACGAUGUCCAAGAAUUCAUGCCCUACGUGUUCCAAAUGCUAUCCCUUCUGCUGGAAUUGCGCGGUUUGGGCGGGGACAACGCGGGCGGCGACGGCGACGCCUACGGAGCCCUAUUGCCUUGUCUCCUGGCGCCCCCUUUAUGGCAGCGGAGCGCUAAUGUGCGACCUUUAGUUCGUCUAUUGUGCGCUCUCACUGCUGCCAGAUCGAAUUUAGUGCAGCAGCCUCAGACGUUGAAUGCCAUGCUGGGUGUGUUCCAAAAACUCAUAGCGUCGAAGACCAACGACCACGAAGGAUUCUACCUCGUACAGACCAUGCUUUACAAAUUUGGAGAGACGGCAAUGCAGCGAUAUUUGAAACAGAUCAUGACAUUGCUGUUCCAAAGGCUGUCUUCCUCCAAGACCACAAAGUACGUGCGAGGCUUGAUAGCGUUCCUGGGCUUUUACGCGGCUCACUUCGGACCGGAUCAUCUUAUCGAGCUGAUUGACUCGGUGCAAGCCAAUAUGUUCGCAAUGUACGUGGAGCGAGUAUUGGUGCCAGAAUUGCAGAAAGUGAGCGGCGCGUUAGAACGUAAGGCGGCGGCCAUCGGCUGCGUGAAGUUGUUGACGGUCAGCGCUCACUUCAGGACGAAUCUUACGCGGUACUGGCCCCCCCUCAUGCAGGCGCUGGUCUCCCUGUUCGAGUUGCCCCCGGAUGAGUCUACUCUACCCGAAGACCAUUUCAUCGAAGUGGACGACGCCCCCGGUUACCAGGCUCAAUACGCACAACUUACAUGCGCCAAGGGAGUCGCCAACGAUCCGCUUGCCAGCAUCGAUGAUCCCAAGCGCUUCCUAGCCGAGAGCCUGGGUAAUCUGUCCAGGUCUUCGCCUGGAGUACUGCCUCCAUUAGUGGCAGCUCUGGACGAACCCCAUCGUCAAGCUUUACAAACUUACCUCAACAUGUACAGCGUUCAGAUCUGCUGAUAUGACACUGACACAAGAGAUCUAGCCCUGCUCACCGGAAUCAAUUAACCAGUGAAAGUGUUUACAGUGAAAAGUUAUGUGUAAAAGUGAAGUGCAAAUGUGAUACUGAGUUCUGUGGAUAAUAGCAGGUCAAAUACACAAUGUGAUAGGUGUUUGACUGAUUGUUAUAUUAUACAAAACACUUGAAACUCUUUUUCCGGAGAUAUGAAGUUUGAAGUUAUGUGUACGAAGUAAAAUUAUCUAAAAAGAACUUCUAUAAUAAACUUCCUUGUAAAAGAGGGAAAUCAUAAUCAGCUUUUUAUAGAGCCAUAUUUUUUUUUCAUUUAACAACAGUCAAAAACCAUAUUCUGAAACUUGUAUUUGUUAAGAGCUGUCAGUUUUCGGUAUUUAUCUAUAUCUUCACAAUUUCUUAAUUGUCAUCAAUUGUAAUAACUUUUCAAAACAAUGACUGAUUUGUGAUGGAAUUGAAUGAUUGAAAAUAAAUAUUUGAGUGAAUGGAUCAAUUCUUAAAGCACUGAAGAAAAGUGAAUUGGGAAGCAGGUGUAUUGUUGGUUGCUUGUAUGUUUUUUGGAUGUAAAUAUGUGUUAUGAAUGAAAAGUGUGAAAAUUGUUUGAACUUGUAAGUUCUUCUCCCAAAUGAUAUAUGUAUGAUGAGAUAUGUAUGUAAGUGAUAAUUGGAUAGAAUUGUUAACAUGCAUGGAUGAAUCUUCUGAUUGUGAACUAUUACCAUGUGCAUAGAUGAAAAUGAUAUUUCUUACUGUAUGGCGUUGAACGCGUUAUUAGUGAAUGUAUAGGAUUUUUUGUUUGUGUAAUACAAACAAAAAAUCUUAAGGGUCUUAGAUUACUUUGAAUACUUGACACAUGAUUAAAUAUGUAGCAAGUUCAUGUCAUUAUUACUAUUCCCAAUGCUUGAAAUGACUUAUGUUGAGGGAUCUAACUUUUUACCUAGUACAAUCCAGUUUUUUGCUAUUCUAAAGGACAAAAAUGUAAUUCCUCAGUGUCCCUCAUAAGCUAAAGUUAUAUUAAUUCUAAUAACAUUGUAAGUAUAUGUUUAGCUCUGUUCUUAUUAUGUAUGUUCCAAAUAGUUAUUUUUAUGUUAUAAUUUCAACACUCUUAUUGUUAUUUAAUGUUUUUUUUCCAUUAGGAAUAUUUAUCGUGGCUAAUUUCAUUGUAUUAUACUUGUCUGUUCAAUAAAUGCUUUUGCGUUUCUGAA